AUGAUACUUCGCGCUUGUAUCAAGUGCAAGCGGUUUGAAGAGGUGAGUGGCCGGUUUGGGUGGUAGCAGGGAUCAGGCCCGUAACUAGGAUUUUAUAGAUUUACCCAGUCGAGCCUUCGGGCCCCAGAAAAUCAUAGUGUUUGAUUUUCUAAGGCUUAGAAACGCGAUUUCCUGCAUUCUGGGAGCAAUUUCAAUAACUGAAAAUCAGCAAUGAUAAACAGUGACUCAAUGACUAUAAUUUCAUAGUCUUCCUGCAAUCUGGGAACAAUUUCAAUAAAAAAUCAAUAAUGAUAAAUAUAGUGACACAGUGACUAUAAUUUCAUAGUCUUCGUGCAUUCUGGGAGCAGUUUUAAGAAAAAAUCAAUCGCAUAAAUAGUGACACAAUGGCUAUAAUUUCAUAGUGUGUCUCACAAUUGUACUACAAGUAUCCAAUCAUAAAAAUUCAAGUACUCUUGAUCCAACACGAUCAGGUGCAUAAUAAAAAACGUGUUUGUGGUAAUAUAUUUGGGACGCUAAUUCGUACUUCUACACUUCAUCAGAAAUUGAAUAAAUUUCAUGCAGGAUCUGUUUUUUCUAAAUUUGAAGUCUUAAUCCUAACUGUUUUGAAUUGUUUUCACAAAAAAUCUUACCGGUUAACUCAUAGCGCUGAGUACAGCUUUUUCUAGAUUAUACUUUAUUCAGUGACAGCAUUGGGAAAUCCAAAACAGGAAAAUUUACGAAUUUGUUAAUGGAAAAAUCAGUGACAGUACCUCAAAAUACACUUUGUCUUUAAAUCGUACACAAAAUUAAAUGCCACAUCCUUUUAUUCAUUUCAUUAUUUGAUAAGAAACUAUAUUAAAUAGAUUUAAACUUUUUGCGUGCAUGCAGUAUACCGCACGCUUAACUGGAAGCGGCCUUUUGGAUAAAACGCUUAACUGGAAGCGGUCUUUUGGAUAUGUAUGUUAUUGGCAUGAAUAGGAAUGCUUCGGGUUGGAAAUUUUAGUGAUAAGAAUAUGAACGUUCGAAAACAAUUAAUAUUUUAGGAUAUUUAAGGUCAAAGUUAAAAAGUUACUUUACAAUAAUACUUAUAUAACAUUGCAAUAAAGCUUGAUUUCGUUUGGCUUGUUUUGCACAAAAAACAAGCCUAAAUUAGUACAAUUAACGUUUUAAAUUAAGGUGGCUUGAUACAGUUUUCAAAAACUUCAGAUGUCAGAUAACAUUUUGACAGUUUUAAACGUCGUAAGUUUUAUGAAUGCGUGCAGCAGAUAUCAGGAUGUUCAUCUAAUUUAAUGUUUACGAAAUUCACUCGAAAAUAGCCAAUUGCCAUGUGUAAUAGUUGGAAAAGAAGCCGGUGGCUCCCAAUUUUUUUCGUCCGCUAUUUCACUUAGAACAUGGACUAACAAUAAGCAAAGUAUAAAAGUUUUGUAAUGCCAUUUUUCUAAAAAACGCAAAAAUGUAGUUUUCUUCGAUAAAAAGAUUUAGCACUAUGCAGAAUCAGUUUUUUUUAUUUCUCGUAUGUUGAAAGACUUUUGCACUUUGCAGAACAAUAAGUGUACAAAAUUUUAACACAGGCUAUAGUUACCGAAAAAAGCGCACUAUUCUAUAAUUCUAAGUUUUGAAGGAUUUGUAAGAAAUGUUUGUGUGGACAGAGUAGACUUAGUGUUUAACACUCAGUCAGACUCAGUCAGCUUCCUCAAACAUUUCUUACAAAUCAUUCAAAACGUAGGAUUUACCCAUGCAAAAUUUCCACUGUGAUCACAGAUUAACUUUGAUAGUGCAUGUAAAUCAGCACUUGGAUUAUGCGUUCACAACACGCGAGAGCGGUUUGAAAACGGCACAGGAAAGUCACAAUAGGGCCAUCAGUAUACGAGCGAAAAUAAGCCGCGGCCUAAAUAAGCCGCGGCUUAAAUAAGUCGCGAACGACUCGUAUAAACAGUCAAUUCGCAAUAAGCCGCGGCUUAUUUAGGCCUAGCUUUCAAGCCUGGGCUUAUUUUAGCCGCGGCUUAUUGCAAAUUGACUGUUUAUAGGCUACGAGUCGUUCGCGACUUAUUUAAGCCGCGGCUUAUUUAGGCCGCGGCUUAUUUUCGCUCGUAUAAAUGGCCCUAAUUAGGCCCCCUUUACACGAACCCGGGCUGAUUUUCAACCCGGGUCAGCACGCCACAGGAGGUUAUUUUUUUUAUUCUGUUUACAUGAACCCGGGUUGACGACAAUUUGCCAACCCGGGUCAGCAAUUCUCAACCCGGGCUGACUCGAGUAAUAUUCCGAGCAACAGACUGGAGCAGAGUGUAUUUUUAGCGCUUAUAUCCCUUAAAAUCCCUUAUAGACCUCAUACGAUAUUAUUACGAUUAUAUACCUUUUAGUUUUGGCGCUUAUAUCUUUCAGUAUACAAUUAUAUCCCUUUUUAUCAAGGAUUUAACCGUAUAGCAACUUAAUUCUGCCUUAAAGACGUUUUCUUCCCUUUUUUCCUCGUUAUUUUGUACUGGAAGAUCUACUGGGCAAAAAUAUUCGGCAUCGCCGAACGCCAACGCCAGACCUUCGCGCAACUUUGAAUACAUUGCGACAACAUCGGAGUUGAAAUCUACAUUUUUAUAAUUUAUCUCCGUCUUAUAAUCCUUCAGAGAAAGGAUUAGGUGAUCAAUAAUUUCAGACCACCACUGAAACGCGGGUUGUGCAUUUUUUCUUUUGGUUUUGGACUGUUUUUACUCGCCAUACUGUAUGAUUUUAAAUGUCUGUACCAAACAGAGACGGAGAAAAUACGCACGCAAAAUGUUGAAAUGCGAUAUGACGCUAGGUGCAAAGUUCACAAUCAGGAAUUUACCUCACUUUACAUGAACCCGGGUCAAGCCAACCCGGCUUUACAUGAAGAAAUGAGUAAAAUUUUCACGCGUUCACACCUCGCCAACCCGGGUCGACCCGGGUCUCGAGAAGGGUGCCCCGGGUUGGCGAGGUGUGAACGGUUGACCCGGCUAUCGUGUAAACGCUAAUAGAGAUUUAUUCGUAGACGGGUUGACCCGGGCUGGCAAGCCAACCCGGGUUGAUAGACAACCCGGGCUCGUGUAAAGGGGGCCUUAGUCGUUGCGUUCACACCACACCGAAACUGUUCAGAAAACGUCACUUGACCGUAACAAUUUGAGCACGGUUUCUAAACGAAGCGAGAUGAAAACGGAGAGCUUGGCGGCUUCGUGUGGACACAAACGCCGUUACUUUUUUGUACCGCUUGCAAACCAAGCAUCUCGGAUCUCAAAACAAUAAAUUCGAAUGCUUUUCGUUCAAAUUUCUUUGCUCUAUGUGAGAUAUUUUGGGUUUACAUGAGUGCUAAUUUAAUUUGUAAACAAACGUGCAUGAACACUGAUGACAAUAGAGAGGUUAAGACACCCCGUUUUCGGUGUACGGGUACGAGUAGUGUCAUCUUGUUUUACUGAUGUCUGCAAUUCGAUCAUACUUUUUCUGUUUUCUUGCAUAUAUAGACAAUGAUAUAAUGCGAAAAAUGUGCACCUUAAUCACGAGUAUAGGUACAGACAUCGACGAAAAUAUUGCUAACCAAAAUCAUGCUACUCGUACCCGUACACCGAAACCGGGGUAUCUUAACCUCUCUAUUAUUUACUCCGGUGUAGUCUGGACGUGGUUUUAAACGUCUUGAACCUUUGUGAUCAAUAAUUUCAGGUGAACAGGCAGUUCAAACGGCCGACAAGAUUUGGCAUACGUCGCCAUACAAGAGAUGGCAAUUCUACUUCUCAAACACUGUGUGCUGGCCAUCAAACAACCAUGCGAAGCUCACUAAAAGGAAGUCUUAAAGAAGAGGGUACUAUUAAGUCAUCACGGCGUGCCGAGAGCAUCGGGCUCAAUACAAUACAUCCAAAAGAAAUUCAAGUCAGUAUUAUCGAUGCAAAUUCAAAAUGA
Molecule: messenger RNA, 3879 nt
Organism: Paramuricea clavata
Lineage: Eukaryota; Metazoa; Cnidaria; Anthozoa; Malacalcyonacea; Plexauridae
Source: the annotation of a GenBank genome assembly